GAAUCUGAAGAAGCCAAAGAAGACCUGGCAAGUCGACAUGACCAGCCUGAGCCCCUCAUCUUUUCAGCUACUAUUAAAAAAAUUUUCCAACCGAAGGCCAACAGUUGUUUUGGUCGAUGAAUUCGUCGAAGCUCUAAAGCAAUUUUCUUCAUGCACUGAGAGUCUUGGCUGCGUACAAAGCUCUUUUUUUAAAAGCAUCCAUGGAAAUAUGAUUAUAUGGUAUGGAGCAUGGCAGAAGAGAUCUUGUGAAAACAAAGAGUUAUUAUGUAAUACCCUUAUCUCAAUGUUAAACAGUAUAUCAAGCAUGGGUAUCUUAAUUGACCAUAGCUUCAUUGAUGCAUACGCUGGAGAGUCGAGAGACAGCUCCUCAGCCAUAAGAUUUCACACAGGUGACAUAAUAUCCAUGUAUGCAGGCUCUGCAGCAGCCGCCUCUGCCAGAGACAUAGACGACCUUUCAUAUGCAUGCUUAGCAGUAUUCAAAUCUCGUUUUCCAAAGAUGGAAGGUGCUGCAGCCGGAGUUUGCUUUAGAUGCCAAGGCAAGCCAAAAGUGGUAUGCCUUUUUCUGUGGAAGUCAAUCCAACUUUGUUACUCAUGGAUCCUAAGCUCAGAUCAGAGAAAGGAUAUUCUGUCCUAUCUCGAUCGCUUAUCUGCUGACAUUAAGUAUGACAUCUUUCGGGUUGUCUAUGUCAGCAGUGACAGUGUACUAAAGUUUCAGUCUUUCCCUCCUCCUACUGAAAUAUUAGAAAAUGGAGGAGAAAGCAAAGAAGGGCAGGUCAUGCAAAAUUGAGAUGGUUUCAUAGAGGAAAUCCCACUCAUGGAGGGAACUAUAGUUGUAGAUGAAAGGGUAAGAUAUUACUUUUUUACAUGAGACCUAGAUAGAUAUUGAGAUAUGAAGUGGUAUCCAUAAUCCACUGGUGUCUGUAGUGGAUCACUCGAUCUCUUUAUUAUUAAAAACUUGUUCUGAUUUAA
Molecule: messenger RNA, 969 nt
Organism: Juglans regia (Persian walnut)
Lineage: Eukaryota; Viridiplantae; Streptophyta; Magnoliopsida; Fagales; Juglandaceae
Exons: 4
Coding region: 38-787 (249 amino acids)
Source: RefSeq, a predicted model, not a curated record